AUGAUUAAAUUAGUUUUUUGUGUAAUAAUAAUUGCUGCGUGUGCAUGUUCCAAAUGUUUCACAAAAUUCAAAAGAAGCGGGAAAAGUUUUUGCGCUUGUGAUUUGCCAUUUGCAAAGUUGAAUUUCGCCAGCUCCUCGUCCAAGGAAGCGUUCAUGUUGUGCUCGAUGAGAUGCUCACAAACGAACAAUUGUGUGGCUUACAACUACUGGCUUCAUUCAAAUGACUGCCAACUUUUUGAUGGAAAGUUGAGAAAUUUUUCUGUGGUACCUCAUUGCCAUUAUUUUUUCGAAACUGCCCACCAGGCAGGUGUGCAGUUCAAUCAGUCACUGCUGACAAUAACGGUGGACGAUGAACUGAGUGAAUUCUACGUGAACGGAGACUCUGUGCCUAUCCAAUCGAACUUUCCAAAUGCAAACACUUGGAAAAAGAAUGACACAUACGAUUUAACUGGAUCCAUUUACGUACUGGCCAUCCGGUCACACAACGUUAGGGAUUUAGGGGGCUUGAUAGCCAAAACACUGGACGAUCACAUCCUGACAAACUCAACAUGGAAAUGUCUCAAGGAAGCAUAUGACGGCUGGUACGAAGUCGGCUACGAUGAUUCGUCCUGGCCUGCUGCAAACAAGGGGAGGAGAAAUGGAAAUCUUGCAAACACCCCGAAAGAAUUUCAUCCAGCUUACUGGAUCACUGAGCCAAAAGACACUUUUGGUGAUUCCUACUUCUACUGCCGAAAGAAUUUUAUAGAUUACAUUAAUGCGGCAAGCUGCGUGUUUGAUGAGGACUAUAUGGAGAUUAUUGACCCGACCCAAUUACAGAUAAGACCUAUCGUACCACUGAAAUAA
This is a messenger RNA of Helobdella robusta, 843 nucleotides long. RefSeq lists its product as hypothetical. The record is from RefSeq and is a predicted model, not a curated record. Lineage: Eukaryota; Metazoa; Annelida; Clitellata; Rhynchobdellida; Glossiphoniidae. Bases 1 to 843 code for a protein of 280 amino acids. The transcript has 4 exons.